This is a messenger RNA of Jatropha curcas, 1991 nucleotides long. Its product is annotated as bifunctional riboflavin biosynthesis protein RIBA 1, chloroplastic. The record is from RefSeq and is a predicted model, not a curated record. Gene Ontology annotation, biological process: riboflavin biosynthetic process. Gene Ontology annotation, molecular function: 3,4-dihydroxy-2-butanone-4-phosphate synthase activity; GTP cyclohydrolase II activity. Gene Ontology annotation, cellular component: chloroplast. Lineage: Eukaryota; Viridiplantae; Streptophyta; Magnoliopsida; Malpighiales; Euphorbiaceae.
GUUGUUAGUUACGUCGUAUAGAAACUAGAUAUAUCCAAAUGAGUAAUAUCUCUCCAACGCUUUUGCUUGGUGGCGGUAGCAAAUGAGUGAUGAUCAGCUAAAAAAGCUAACGGCUUUUCUCCACCUGAGCUCCUGCGAUUAGAGUGUUUUCUUCUUCUUUUUUGGCAGAGUUAUGGGUUCUAUUCAUCUCUACAGCUCCUCUUUGGCUCCCUCUCAUUUACGAAGGUACACUGGUCUGCAAUGUGUGUGUACUGAUCUGGUCUCUAGUAAUCCAACAAGGAAAUUGUGCUUUAAAUUCAGAGGUGUUGGUAGAGCCAGGGCCACACUUAUAUCUGGAGAAGGUGAUCUUCUCUCUUACCCCAACAAUAACAGAGUUUCAGGGCAAGAUAUCUUUAUUGCUGGAAAGUUGAAUCAACCAACUGGUAUUGAGUUACAACCUGAUGCAAUAGGUUUUGGAACUCUUUCUGCUGAAAUAACUCCCACUACAACUGCUUUCUUUCCUGAUGAUGAUGAGUAUGACCUUGAUCAUCCCACGAAUGGGUUUUCUUCCAUACCUGAGGCCAUUGAAGAUAUUCGUCAAGGCAAGUUAGUAAUUGUAGUUGACGAUGAAGACAGAGAAAAUGAGGGAGACCUGAUAAUGGCAGCAUCAAAGGCAACACCUGAAGCCAUGGCAUUUAUUGUCAAGCAUGGAACUGGGAUAGUGUGUGUGAGCAUGAAAGGAGAAGAUUUGGAGAGAUUGGAACUUCCUCUAAUGGUAACACAGAAGGAGAAUGAGGAAAAGCUCUGCACAGCAUUCACUGUAUCUGUGGAUGCAAAACAUGGCACAACAACAGGUGUUUCAGCUCAUGACAGGGCAACAACGGUUUUGGCUCUUGCCUCUAAAAAUUCAAAACCUGAAGAUUUCAAUCGCCCCGGUCAUAUUUUCCCCCUUAAGUACAGGGAGGGCGGGGUUUUAAAAAGAGCUGGGCAUACUGAAGCUUCUGUCGAUCUUGCAAUGCUGGCCGGGUUAGAGCCUGCUGCUGUUUUAUGUGAGAUUGUGGAUGACGAUGGCUCUAUGGCAAGAUUACCAAGGCUUCGCCAAUUUGCACAAGCUGAAAACUUAAAAAUCAUUUCUAUAGCUGAUCUAAUCAGAUAUAGGAGGAAAAGAGAUAGAUUGGUGGAGCUGGCUGCUGCUGCUCCAAUACCCACAAUGUGGGGCCCAUUCAAAGCCUACUGUUACAGGUCAUUGCUGGAUGGAAUAGAGCAUAUAGCAAUGGUUAAAGGUGAAAUUGGGGAUGGCAAAGAUAUCCUUGUGAGGGUACAUUCUGAGUGUCUCACUGGUGACAUAUUUGGAUCAGCGAGAUGUGAUUGUGGAAGUCAGCUAGCUCUUGCAAUGAAGCAAAUUGAGGCAGCUGGCAAGGGUGUAUUGAUUUACCUCCGUGGACAUGAAGGUAGGGGGAUUGGUUUGGGCCACAAGCUUCGUGCUUACAACCUGCAGGAUGAUGGACGCGACACAGUGGAAGCCAAUGAAGAGCUGGGUUUACCUGUUGAUUCUCGCGAAUACGGCAUUGGCGCACAGAUACUGAGAGACCUGGGUGUCCAUACAAUGAGGCUGAUGACAAAUAACCCUGCAAAAUAUGUUGGGCUCAAAGGUUAUGGCCUGGCAAUUGCAGGCAGGGUCCCAUUGUUGACUCCAACAACUAUGGAGAACAGAAGAUAUUUGGAGACUAAAUGCCAAAAAAUGGGGCACAUCUAUGGUUCAGUUUCAUAAAAUGUUCUUCUUAGUGAAACUAAUAAUUCAACCAUCAGCGCUCCAUCGGACGUCACAUUAUGCGACGCAGUAAUCACCUCAAGCAGCUAUUGUAAAAUGGAACGUUGACAUAACCUUUGAAAUUCAAGUAGGAAAUUCAAGUUUUGUUUGCAUAUAAAUUUAAAUUAAGAAACCACAUUCUUUGUUAUUUAGACGCAGACCUUCGCUUAAAGGGUAAAGAGUAUUUCUUUCUUGCAAGAAA